This is a messenger RNA of Diplodia corticola, 1020 nucleotides long. Its product is annotated as short-chain dehydrogenase reductase 2. The record is from RefSeq and is a predicted model, not a curated record. The coding region runs from base 1 to 1020 and encodes 339 amino acids. Lineage: Eukaryota; Fungi; Ascomycota; Dothideomycetes; Botryosphaeriales; Botryosphaeriaceae. The transcript is spliced from 3 exons. Gene Ontology annotation, molecular function: oxidoreductase activity, acting on the CH-OH group of donors, NAD or NADP as acceptor.
AUGUCCAAACCCCUCCGGGCCGUCGUCAAUCUCACUGCCCCCGUUGCGGGUGCUCUCACGAAUCCUUUGAUAACUGGCCCGCUGCUCCUGCUGCUCACUAGAGCCCCGGACCAUGUCAAGGAGCCAAUCAUACGCCGCCUUGUUGGUCUUGCUCCUCUUUCCCGCAUCGUGUCUUCAUUGAAGUGGAUCUUCGCCUUGGGCCUGGCAGGUCACGUCAACUCCUGGCUCAAUUCCCUCGCCACCAAUGGUUGGAGCAUCCGGAGUGAUGCCCAUCGCUGGGUUUGGUGCAACGAGAUUGCCGUCGUGACCGGUGGCUGCAGCGGUAUCGGAGAGGUCGUUGUCAACGGACUCGUCCAACGCGGCGUCAAAGUGGCCAUAUUGGAUCGCUGCGACAUUACCGAUCCUGAUGCCGUCGUCCAAGCAGCAGACCAGAUCAAGUCGGCCGUCGGUCAGCCUUCCAUCUUGGUCAAUAACGCCGGCAUUGGUUCCUCCCACACCAUUCUCGACACCACUCCUGCCCAACUUGGCAAGAUUUUCGGAGUCAACCUACUCUCUCAUUGGUACACCUGCCAAGCUCUCCUGCCCGACAUGAUCAAGCACAAUAAAGGUCAUGUCGUCACCGUUGCCAGCAUGGCCAGCUUCGUGACGGUGCCGAGCAUCACCGACUACUCCGUCACAAAGUCUGGUGCGCUUGCUUUCCACGAAGGCCUCACCCUCGAGCUCCGCCACCGCCACGAGGCACCUGAUGUCCACACCACCGUCGUUCAUCCCGGCUGGACCAGAACGGCUCUUGUCGCCGACUAUGCCAAGGACCUCGAACGUCACCAGGGGCCCUUGAUGACGCCCGAAUAUGUCGGCAAUGCUAUCUUGGACCAGAUCUUUGCUUGCCGUGGCAACCAACUGAUAUUGCCAAAGACGUUCAAGUUUGUGUCGAGCAUCAGAGGAUUGCCCAACUGGAUGCAGGAGAGAGCCCGAGAUGAUAUAGGCAAGGUAGGCAUGGGUAAGGGCUCACGACGCUGA